Messenger RNA from Cloeon dipterum, 929 nucleotides. RefSeq lists its product as uncharacterized. Lineage: Eukaryota; Metazoa; Arthropoda; Insecta; Ephemeroptera; Baetidae. The record is from RefSeq and is a predicted model, not a curated record. The coding region runs from base 73 to 603 and encodes 176 amino acids. The transcript is spliced from 4 exons.
ACAUUUUGAAGGCGGCCGAGGCCUCUCGCUUCGCACAUUCACUCGCCUGGUGGACGGAUUGACUAGCGUAGAAUGUCCCAGGAAGAAGUUUUGCCCGAAAUGGAGAGUAAUAUCUGCCCCAGGGGUUGCGGAAAUCAAAUGGAGAAAAUCGGCAACGAAUUCGUCUGCCUACAAUGCGUCUCGGGGAGGAGAAUCCAGCAGUCGUGGAUUCUGAACUACAUAUUGUACGGAGUGGAAAACAUCGAGAUGUGUCCCAAACGAUGCGGCAAUCAAUUAGUGCGAAUCGAUAAUUACUCUCUCUGCAUGAAAUGCAACGCAGGAAAAAAAUUACAACGGGCAUUGGGACUGAACGAAAUUCCAUCCAAGCGCAGUCUUACAGGCUUAACUCCGCCAGCAGCAUGCGAACAAGCUCCCUGGUCCAACGGUGGAUUGUCCACCAUCGCGAUUGACCCGGUCAACAGCAGAUGCACAUUUUGCAGUAAAUUCAUAGCGGUUGGAGACAGGGAAGCCCACAGCAUCGACACCAGUUGUUUACAGUGCGGUACGUUUUUCGGAUGCAUUGUAAACAAAGCCAAGCACUACCAGUAUGAUUGCUGGAUUUAAUUUAUUUUGUCACCUGAUUAGGAGUGAUCGCAGUAUUUUUAGAGUACUAGACCAUAGUACUCUCAUACAACUUCCUUUUUCAGUAAAAUUGACGAGAAGAUAUUUUUGUAGCUUCAUACAAAUUGUAAAUAGACGCGGUGCUUUUUGUUCAGGGAAAUUUUCAUAUGCAAGUUAACUGAUGCAAUAUGACUUCUCAUAAUUAAAACUUGCAUCAAAGUUCUUCUUUAAUUUUAAUUUAUAAUAAAUAUUUGUGACUUCUUUUGUAAUUGUAAAUUUAUUUAAUAUCCGUAAUUCAUUGACUAAUAAAGUGCAUCAAUUUCCCUAAA